UUCAGUCGCCGGCUUGCCGAAAAACGUGCUUGUUUGAUUCUCAAACGUAGGCGCGUUGACAGAUUUGUUUUGCAGAAAGCUCUACCGAGCAACUACGAAAACAUUUCGCAGCAUUAUAUAUGCUCCGUUGCCUUGUCGCUGUGCGUGUAGUAAGUAAAUCUUAUCGAUCUAUCUGCCACCUGCGAGUUGAAGCACCUCCUACACUCGUUGGGUCAGUGUCGCAGAUGUCAGGGGAGCCGCCCACUAAGAAGCCAGCAGCCAUGGGCAAGACUAUCGGAACGCACAGCGGCAAUUUUCACUGCGAUGACGCACUUGCCUGUUUCCUGUUGAAACAGCUUCCCGAAUACAAGGAUGCCACGGUGGUUAGGUCUCGAGACCCAGCUGUCCUGGACACGUGUGACGUGGUCGUGGACGUUGGUGCUGUGUACGACCCGGCCAAGAGGCGCUAUGACCACCAUCAAAAGAGCUUUAACGAGACGAUGAACUCGCUCAACCCAGCCAAGAAGUGGACCACCAAGCUGAGCAGCGCGGGGCUCGUCUACGUGCACCACGGACGAGAGGUGAUCGCCGAGACCCUCGGCUGGAAGCUCACCGAACCGAACCUCGAGAAGAUAUACGACAAGGUCUACGAGAAUUUCAUGGAGGAGAUCGACGCCAUCGACAACGGCAUCAACGCCUACGACGGGGAGCCACGUUACCGAAUAAACACGAACCUGAGUUCCCGAGUGGGCCACCUGAACCCGGCUUGGAACGAACCGAACCCCGAUCUCUAUGAGCAGUUCCUGAAGGCCAUGAAGCUGACAGGCGAAGAGUUCCUAGAACGCGUGCGCUUUUAUGCUACAGCAUGGUUGCCUGCCCGGGAGCUUGUCCUAAAUGCUCUGCAGCAGCGACAAAAGGUUGGCGAUGCGGGCUCCAUCAUGAUAAUGGAGCGUGGCGGCUGCCCUUGGAAGGACCACCUGCUGACCCUCGAGGAGGAGCUGUCCAUCCCGGGCGAGGUCAAGAUGGUCCUGUACCAGGACCAAGACGGCAGCAGCUGGCGGGUGCAGGGCGUGCCGGUGGCGCUGGGCUCCUUCGAGUGCCGGGUGCACCUUCCCGAGAAGUGGCGAGGUCUGCGGGACGAGGAGCUCUCGCGGGUGAGCGGAAUCGACGGCUGCGUCUUUGUCCACUCCAGUGGCUUCAUAGGUGGCAACAAGACGAAGGAAGGCGCCCUUGAGAUGGCCACGCGGACCAUCAAGGGCAACGUAUAGCCACAAGGCAUUGUCCAGGGCUAUGUGGUUCAAGGCGAUGUUGGCCGUGGCGACGAGGGCGAAGCCGACGAUCACGAAAGUGAUCUCGAAGAUGUGGUCCUGUUCGAAUAAAUUAAGCUUGGACGACAGGACUUAAAGUUGCAUGGAAAAAAGUGCCCACGGCGAAAGCCUGGAAAGAAGCCGCCCCGGUCAACGUCCCAAGCUGCCGGGCAUUCCUUAACACAGUCAUCCGCAGAGACAGGGGAUAAAGGAGGCUUACAAAUAAAUGUUCGCAUGUUACAUUAACCCAUCUCACAUUUUUAUCACUGACUGUUCGGAUUUUAAAAAAAAUGUCGUAUUCAUGUUGCACUCAUACACGUGCAUGCUGCAAUGCAACUGCGUGGGUGUUCUACCAUUUGUGCAACACCGGUAGUGAUCAUUCUUCCACAGAUUUACUUUUUUAAAAGAUCAAUAAAUGAAACAUUCAA
Messenger RNA from Rhipicephalus sanguineus (brown dog tick), 1714 nucleotides. Its product is annotated as MYG1 protein C27H6.8-like. NCBI's taxonomy places the organism in Eukaryota, Metazoa, Arthropoda, Arachnida, Ixodida, Ixodidae. Gene Ontology annotation, cellular component: cytoplasm; nucleus. The record is from RefSeq and is a predicted model, not a curated record.